Salvia splendens (bonfire salvia) is the source of this 1503-nucleotide messenger RNA. Its product is annotated as protein FAR1-RELATED SEQUENCE 5-like. The record is from RefSeq and is a predicted model, not a curated record. The coding region runs from base 1 to 1503 and encodes 500 amino acids. The transcript is spliced from 5 exons. Lineage: Eukaryota; Viridiplantae; Streptophyta; Magnoliopsida; Lamiales; Lamiaceae.
AUGGGUGUUGACGAUUCUCAGCGAAGCCCGAUUCUUGCAAUGGCAAAAUUCAUACCGGAAUCGGACGUCACAUCCACCGCCACUCUCACCGGUCUCUCUGAUGUGAUUCGAACGGUCCAUGGUUGGGGAGGGGAGUUGGGGUUACUUGAUGUUCUUCCGAGAACUAGGGUUUCUCGCGUUGAGAAGAAGGCCUCCAAGAAGAAGAUGAAUGGAACUUCGAGUUCAAUUCGUAAUCAAAAGCUAUGGUGUUAUCUGAUGGAUUCUUCAUCUUAUUCUGAGUCGACGUCGACGAAUGGUGAAGGACCUGUUAUUCCAAUUUGCAAGGCUGAGUUGAGGCCUUAUGGAGGUCAAAAAUUUUCUUCACUUGAGGAGGGAAUUUUCUUUUAUGAAAAGUAUGUUCAAGAGGCUUGUUUUGAUUUUCAAAGAUUUGGAAAUAGGUCUAGUGGUGGUGUUAUUACUUUUCAGUAUGUUGUCGGCAACAGACAAGGUUUUCAUACAGUUGAUCCGUUGGAUGUCGAUGUGAACGUGUCAGAUGGCGAUGAAGUAACUUCAAAGAAGAAACGCAGACGUGGCACAAAAAGUAUGAAUGAUGUUCAUCACAAGUUUGUUGAAGAUUGCACCAAAGCUAACAUCGGUCCUACUUCAACUUUCAACUUAUUAAAGGAGUUUUUUGGUGGUUAUGAUGUUGUUUGGUGUACGUUGAAUGAUGUUAGGAAUUGUUCUCGUGAUAUUAAAGAGAAACUGAAAGAAGUGGAUGUUCAAAUGAUCCUAAAUCAGAUGCAAGAGAAGAAGAGAAUUUGUGAAGGCUUUUUUUACAAAUAUCAAUUAUCACCUUCUGAUAAUAAGUUAGUGAGCUUAUUUUGGUCUGAUGUUGUGUCUCGGAAACAUUACCAUAUGUUUGGAGAUGUUGUAGCAUUUGAUACAACAUAUUCGACAAACAUGUAUCGUAUGGUGUUUGGUCCAUUUACUGGGAAAGACAAUCAAGGGUGUCCUAUUGCAUUUGGAGCUGGUUUCGUAUCCAGUGAUAAUUGUGAUGCAUUCUCAUGGCUUUUUACUGUGUUUGUUGAAUGCAUGGGUGUUGCUCCAAGGAUCAUAAUCACAGACCAAGAUUGGGGAAUGAGGCUUGCAAUUGAGAAGGUAUUAUCUGGUACAAGGCAUUGUUUGUGCAUGUGUCAUAUUAUGAGCAAGUUGUUUGAGAAAAUACCUAAAUCUAUUUCUGAUAGAGAAAAGUUUAGUAAGGAGUUUAAGGCUUGUGUUUGGUCAGAAUUGUUAGAUCCAGAUGAGUUUGACAUAUUAUGGACUGGUAUUGUUGAAAAAUAUGGUGUGGAAGAUCAUAAAUGGUUUAAGGACAUGUUUGUUGUUAGACAUAUGUGGAUCUCAGCAUACUUUAGAGAUGUUCCUAUGGGUUCUUUAAUGAGAACAACAUCUUUUUCAGAAUCUGAAAAUAGUUUGUUUAAGAGGUACUCGAAACCGUUGUUUAAUUUUGCUGACUUCACUCUUUAG